Messenger RNA from Trichomonas vaginalis G3, 1452 nucleotides. RefSeq names its product ankyrin repeat domain-containing protein 49 family. Gene Ontology annotation, molecular function: protein binding. The record is from RefSeq and is a predicted model, not a curated record. The transcript has a single exon. NCBI's taxonomy places the organism in Eukaryota, Parabasalia, Trichomonadida, Trichomonadidae. The coding region runs from base 1 to 1452 and encodes 483 amino acids.
AUGAGUACUCAACAAAGUCAGCUCCCGAAAGUGCCUUAUGUGUUUUGGUGGAACGAGAAACGCUACACUGUUGAUGCAGAACUCUUCAAGAAGCUUUCAAACAAAUUCGCUCGAGAUUUAGAAGAUGAAGACAAGCAAAAUCAACAAACAAUCACAGAUGUCAUGGACGAAGACACAUUUAAAGCAUUCUUAGCUGCUUGCCAGUUCCAGCAUUACGAUAUUACAAAGAAAAACGCGCAUGAUUUAUUGAAACUUGCCAGGAAAUGGGAAGUUCCUUCUCUUUACGAAUAUGUUGAUGAGUAUAUUAAGAAGAAUGAAAUACAAGAGGAUAGAAAGAAUUAUCUUAAUAUUUUAGUCGAAAAGGUUAAAACAGAUUCAGAUACAAAGGAAGAUUGGACAAAUGUAGCAUUCGAUAUUAACAGAUACAUGAAUGAGGAGCCAUUUAAGACACUUCCACCCGAAGUUAUCUAUCAAAUUCUCGCAAUUGCCGAUCGAAAAUAUCUUGAUCAGCAAAUUUUCAAUGAUUUCGUUUUAGACUUAUUCAAGACAAAUCCUACAAACGCAGUACCUCUUAUGCUUCGUCUUGACUUUUCUCUUCUUACAGAUGACCAAAUUGCCUCAAUAUUCGAGACAAAGAACGUUCAUCAGAUGAAUAUUAACUUCUUUACAGCUGCUUCGUUAUCAGCAGUUACAAAUAAGGCCAGACUUCAGCUUCAAAAUGAAGAAAUCAGACAAAAAAUUAAUUUAGACGUUUUUCGCGUAAAGAAUAUGAUCCAUCAGAACAGCCUUACAGAAGAUAUCCAAUCGGACUAUUCCAAGGAGGUCUCAGAGAUCAGAGAGACCAUUUCCAAGCAAAAACAGCAAAUCGAACAAUUAUCAAGAGAUUUCGAUAUCCACAACGACCGCAUGAAAAAGAUCGAGCAUAAGAUUACAUCCUCAAGAACGCCAUGCGAUAGAACAGUUCUAGCUACGAUUCAGAAUAAUGUUCGCGAUUACGUCGACAAGACAACUACAGAAGUAAACAAGCAGCUGGAGAAGCACUUCCAGAAGAUGAAUGGCUUCUACAACUCCGUUCCAAAGCAAACGGACGAUUAUUUCAGAGAACAGACGAUGAAUGGUGACAAUGAGCACUUUAAGUCACAGUUCCUGCUUAACUCGACCAUGGAGCGCAACCACCAGGUCAAUGCCGCUAUAGAUAAAAUGAAAGAACAAAUGACAGACGUAAAGGCCAUGCUUUGUGCCAAAGUUGUACGUGAUAAAUUACGCUAUGAUGAAUUCUUACGUAAGAAUCUUUCAAAGAAGUUUAAUAUUUUCGAUGUAGAACCUUCAAUUUGGGGAAUCAGAUCUAACCAGGUCAAGGAUCAAUAUGAACGCCUUCAAAAGAUGGAAGCUCAGCUUGAUGCUGUUUGCCCAACUAGACAAGGCGAUAAAGCUAGUUCAAAGAAGAAAUAA